AUGUCUAAUGGAGGGCUAUGUGGUAGUACAAGAUUUCUUGUUCCUCCUUGCAGCACUUCCAUAGAUCACAAGUCAACCAGGAAGAAAACAUCUCAUGUAAUAUUCAUUACAUCUGGUAUUGGAGCAGCAUUAAUGGCUAUAACCUUAACAAUAGUAUUUCUAAUGUAUCGAAACAAAACUGAGGUGGGUAGGACUGAAGGGAUAUUGGAGAUCAGAACUUUGCAAAGGAUUUCAUAUUAUGAGCUUUUACAAGCAACUCAUGGUUAUGAGGAAAGCAAUUUGCUUGGCACAGGGAGUUUUGGAUCUGUCUACAAAGGGAUUUUAAAAGAUGGGAUGCUAGUGGCGGUUAAAAUGCUUAAUUUACAAGUGAAAAUUUCACUAGGGAGUUUCGAAAGAGAAUGUGAAGUGUUUCGCAACGUUCGCCAUCGAAAUCUCACAAAAGUACUUGGCAGUUGCUGUAAUAAUGAUUUCAAAGCUCUAGUUCUUGAAUUCAUACCUGAUGGUAGUCUUGAAAAGUGGUUGUAUUCCCACAACUAUUUCUUGGAUAUAAUGCAGAGAUUAAACAGAAUGAUAGAUGUGGCGCGUGCAAUUGAUUAUUUUCAUAAUGGCUACUUGAUACCAGUGAUUCAUUGCAAUUUGAAGCCUAGUAAUGUCCUGCUAGAUGGAGAAAUGGUUGCUCAUGUAACCGACUUUAGCAUCGCGAAAUUGAUGGAUAAAGACGACAGCAUCAUCUACACAAGAACACUAGCCACCUUUGGUUAUAUUGCACCGGAAUCUCCUAAAGAAAGGAUCGGCAUGAAAGAUGCUCUUGCAGCUCUAGAGAAGAUUAAGGUUCAGUUUUAA
Molecule: messenger RNA, 843 nt
Organism: Coffea eugenioides
Lineage: Eukaryota; Viridiplantae; Streptophyta; Magnoliopsida; Gentianales; Rubiaceae
Product: probable LRR receptor-like serine/threonine-protein kinase At3g47570
Exons: 2
Coding region: 1-843 (280 amino acids)
Biological process (GO): protein phosphorylation
Molecular function (GO): ATP binding; protein kinase activity
Source: RefSeq, a predicted model, not a curated record